Molecule: messenger RNA, 1766 nt
Organism: Mauremys mutica (yellowpond turtle)
Lineage: Eukaryota; Metazoa; Chordata; Testudines; Geoemydidae
Product: tripartite motif-containing protein 15-like
Exons: 8
Coding region: 1-1224 (407 amino acids)
Molecular function (GO): protein binding
Source: RefSeq, a predicted model, not a curated record
AUGACCCGCACCGGCGGUGCCGGGGGUGGCGGCGGUGCCGCAUCCGAGAUCGCGAUCAAGUCCCUCGCCACUUCACAGACCUCCGGCGUGGAUGGGACGAUCAACUCCACCGCGGCAGGCUUGAACGACUUACAAAUUGAGCACUUAGCCGAUAAGUGUGACUCCCCGAGGCACUUCAAACAGGAGGAAUGUGGAUCCCCUGUAGGCAUCGGGCGAUGGCAAGCCGAGCACAGCUUGAAUCCUGGGGAGCCGGGCAUGAGCUCCGGCUCCGGUGCGGGGAAAAACCUGGGAAUAUCUGACCAGACACAAGAUGAGAGGCAGAAGAUUGUGUCUGAAUUUCAGCAACUGUGGCAGUUCCUGGAGGAACAAGAGCAACUCCUGCUGGCCCAGCUGGAGAAGCUGGACAGGAAGGUUGUAAAGAUACAGAAUGACAAUGCCAGUAAACUCUCUGAGGAGAUUUCCCGCCUCAGUGAGCUGAUCAGUGAGCUGGAGGGGAAGGGUCAGAAGCCAGCGAGUGAACUCCUGCAGGACUUCAGAAGCACCGUGAGCGGGUGUGAGGCGGGGAAGUUCCAGCAGCCCAUGGAGAUUUCUCUGGAGCUACAGAAGAGACUCAGUGAUUUCUCCCAAGAAAAUAUUGUUUUAAUGGAGACUUUGAGGAAAUUCAAAGACACUCUGCUAUCUGAACCAGAGACAGGAGCACACAGACAGGUGACGGUGACUCUGGAUCCAGACACGGCUCAUCCCCAGCUCGCCCUGUCUGAGGAUCGGAGACAUGUGAGAUGGGGACACGCCCGGCAGGAUCUGCCCGACAACCCUGAGCGAUUUGACACUGAGCUCUGUGUGCUGGGCUGUGAGGGAUUCACCCUGGGGAGACAUUGCUGGGGGGUGGAGGUGGGGGAUGGGGAAUGCUGGGCUGUGGGGGUGGCCAGAGAGUCUGUGAGGAGGAAGGGCUGGAUCGGUCAUAACCCUGAGGGGGGGAUCUGGGCUGUGCAGUGGUGGGGGUGUCAGUUCCAGGCUCUCACCUUCCCUGAGACCCCCCUGCCCCUGAGCCGGGUCCCCAGAAGGAUCCGGGUUUCUCUGGACUGUGAAUGGGGGCAGGUGGCAUUUUUUGAUGCUGAUAACGAGGCCCCGAUCUUCACUUUCCUGCCAGCCUCUUUCACCGGGCAGCGAAUCCGUCCCUGGUUCUGGGUCUGGACAGGAUCCUGGCUCAGACAGUGUUGCUGAGACAUGGGGGGGAUAUCGCCCUGGAGUCUCACACACCCUUGUCUUUGUGACAUUGGAAGUUUCCUGUUUCCUUCAGGCUUUCUGCCAUGCAGUGCCCACGACCCUGGCGGCCCUGCUAGGUGUCUGCCCUGCCAAAGUAUGGAAAACAGGGGGUGGCUUCUCUACCUCCGCCAAUCUCAUCCACCCAAGGCUUUUGCCGCCGUAUGUCACUGUCCUCUGGCACAGGAGGACUCUGGGAAUUCUGGCUCAGACAGUGCUACUGAGACAUGGUGGGAAUAGGCCAAUGGGCAUGAAAAAAUGGGUGUCUCUAAUCACAGUCAUCCUAGUCUGUGAUACUGGAGGCCUCUCAUCUACCUAGCCUCUGGCUCAUCUUCAUGACCUUGGAGGACACCUGUCUACCCAACCCCAAUAUCUAAUCUCUAUGACACUCCCCCUCCCUCCCUGCAGCCCCAGGGAUGGGAAGGGCUGGGGGGGGGUGAAUAACUCCUGGAGCUGCUGCAGGUGCAUAGGGUUCCUGAGGGGCAUGUGUGGGGCUGCAGGAU